Drosophila novamexicana is the source of this 1713-nucleotide messenger RNA. Its product is annotated as dnaJ homolog subfamily C member 25 homolog. NCBI's taxonomy places the organism in Eukaryota, Metazoa, Arthropoda, Insecta, Diptera, Drosophilidae. The transcript has 2 exons. Bases 363 to 1388 code for a protein of 341 amino acids. Gene Ontology annotation, biological process: protein folding. Gene Ontology annotation, cellular component: endoplasmic reticulum membrane. The record is from RefSeq and is a predicted model, not a curated record.
ACAAAAAGUUUUAAUGUUUUAAUGCUAAUACUAAUCUCUUAAUCGUAACCACUUGCGAACCGAUGCAAAAGAACUAGUUCAAUUUAAAGCGCCACGGAAUCAAUGUGAUUCCAUUGGUACACCAAUACAACUCUAGACAACUGCUAAGAACAUUAAGAAGCCGUGGUGAAAGUGCCAAAGGCCUCUAAGCGCCAGCAUAGAAGCAACGUAGCGGAGAACAGAGAACUACAGUUGCCAAGCAAAGCACGCACACUCAUUGGGGCAUCAUUCAGUGAAACUGUCAAACAGUUCGACCCGCAGCCAGGAGCAACAGCUGUUGCUUGCCGCACAUACACACAACACAUACACAGCAUACCUACAAAAUGCCACACACACAGUACCAAAGGUGGCUGUACACCUGCCUGUUGGUCAGCAUAUUGCCCACGUUGUGUCUGGGCCUUCUGGAUGGUCUAUACUGCGGCAAAGAGAACUGCUACGAUGUUCUGGGCGUCACACGUGAAUCUUCCAAGUCAGAGAUUGGCAAAGCCUAUCGCCUAUUGGCACGCAAGCAUCAUCCCGAUCUGCAUCGCGGUGAGGAGGCCAAGGCGCUGGCCGAGGAGCAGUUUAAGUUGUUGGCCACUGCCUACGAGAUACUGCGCGAUGAGGAAUCCCGCACCGACUAUGACUACAUGUUGGACAAUCCGGACGCAUACUAUGCGCAUUAUUAUCGCUACUAUCGUCGACGUGUUGCGCCCAAAGUGGAUGUGCGUGUGGUGAUUGUAGUUACGUUGACCAUCAUAUCGGUGAUUCAGUACUAUUCAGGCUGGCAGCGCUAUGACGCCGCCAUAAAGUACUUUGCGACGGUGCCCAAGUAUCGCAACAAGGCGCUGGAUAUUGCGCGCGAUGAGAUCCAGGAGCGUGUGCACACGCGAAAGGGUAAGAAUCGCAAGAGUUUAUCGAAAACCGAACAGAAAGAGGAACUGGAGCGCAUCAUACGAAAGGUGAUCGAGGAGAAGAUGGACGUGCAGGGCGGCUAUGCGAAGCCCACGCUUUGGGAUGUGCUUUGGGUGCAGUUGCUCAUCUGCCCGUAUACGCUUUUUAAUUUUAUUGUGUGGCAUGCGCUUUGGUUCUGGCGCUAUACGGUGCUCAAGCAGCCGUACGGACGGGAACAGCAGCUUUAUCUGAUACGUCGCCACAUGGGCAUGGGCCAGCAUCAGUUCAAUGCACUGGAGGAUAAACAGAUCGAGGAGUAUCUGCAGCUGGAGCUGUGGCAGCGCGACAAUUUUGUUGCGUGGAAGGCCGAUCAGGAUGAGGACAUGAAGAAAAAGCUGGCCGAGAAUCCGCGUUACAAGGCCUACAGGCGCUAUAUGAAGAACCAUGGUCCCGGCCGAAUUACCUUUGAGGAUUAGGACGGCGCCAGUUGAUGUUCAAGUUUUAUUGUUCCAUCUUGUCGCCAUUGGCAAACUGGCGAAGUUUUGCAAUAGUUUAAAAAUAAAUUAUGUUAAUAAUUCUGUUAGCCAUUGGAUACUGCCCGCCGGCACCGAUGGCCAAAACGUUGACCUCGCCGCAAACCGGUUCAAAACGUGCUUACUCGCCAUUUCAUCUUUUGAAGCAGAAACGUGCGAAAUGCCCAACAAUACGAAUCCGAAACCGAGAACUCUAUCUAAAAACGUUGUUAGCUCAAUUGUCCGAAUUUUUAUAGCAAAUAUACAAAUAAUAUUAUAAAAAAAUAAA